AUGGCGGCGCACCUGAGCUCGGGGCGCGUCAACCUGACCGCGCUGCGCGAGGCCGGGCGCCGCGAGCUCCGCGAGUUCCUGGACAAGUGCGCGGGGUCCAAGGUGAGAGCGGGGCCGGGGGAGAGGACGGACGGACCGACGGACCCAUUCACCCCCUCACACCCCCCCCUGACGGGGCCCUUCGGGCUGAUCGCGCAGUACUCACUCCUGAAGGAACAUGAGGUGGAGAAGAUGUUCACGCUCAAGCCGGGCCGCCUGCCACCGGCGGACGUCAAGAACAUCAUCUUCUUCGUCAGGCCCAAGCUGGAGCUGAUGGACAUCAUCACUGACAACGUGCUCCGGGAAGACAGAGGCCGCUCUCCCCAGAGGGACUUUCACAUCCUCUUCGUGCCGCGCCGCAGCCUGCUCUGCGAGCAGUGGCUGAAGGAGCAGGGCGUGCUGGGGUCCUUCAUCCACCGGGAGCAGUACAGCCUGGACUUGAUCCCCUUCGACGGAGACCUCCUCUCCAUGGAGUCUGAGAGCGCGUUCAAGGAAUGUUACCUGGAGAGCGACCAGACGAGUCUGUACCACGCGGCCAAGGGGCUGAUGACGCUGCAGGCUCUCUACGGAACCAUCCCGCAGAUUUUUGGGAAGGGGGAGUGUGCCCGGCACGUGGCUAAUAUGAUGAUCAGGAUGAAGCGCGAGUUCCCUGGAAGCCAGAACUCGAUAUUUCCCGUCUUUGACACCCUCUUGUUGCUGGACCGCAACGUUGAUCUGCUGACGCCGUUGGCUACGCAGCUGACGUACGAGGGGCUGAUAGAUGAAAUCUAUGGAAUUCAGAACACUUAUGUGAAACUCCCUCCUGAGAAGUUUGCCCCGAAGAAGCAAGGUGAGGGUGGGAAAGAUCUCCCCACAGAACCCAAGAAGCUCCAGCUGAACUCUGCUGAAGAGCUGUAUGCUGAAAUCCGGGACAAGAACUUCAAUGCUGUGGGGUCGGUGCUGAGCAAGAAAGCCAAGAUCAUCUCAGCAGCCUUUGAGGAAAGACACCACGCGAAAACGGUUGGAGAGAUUAAGCAGUUUGUGUCACAGUUGCCACACAUGCAGGCAGCAAGAAGUUCUCUAGCAAACCACACCUCCAUUGCAGAACUCAUCAAAGACAUCACCACAUCUGAAGAUUUCUUUGAUAAUUUAACAGUGGAACAAGAGUUCAUGUCUGGCAUAGACACAGACAAGGUUAACAAUUAUAUUGAAGACUGCAUAGCUCAAAAACACCCGUUAAUCAAGAUCUUACGUCUCGUUUGCUUGCAAUCUGUGUGCAAUAGUGGACUGAAGCAGAAGGUUCUGGACCAUUACAAAAGAGAGAUUCUCCAGGUUGGUCUGUACCUUUUGGAUCAGUAAAUUUCUGAGAGAAUCCACAUGGAAGCCUCAGCUCUACACCACUUGCAUUCUAGAGAGACUCAUCUAUGGGUAGCGUUGACCUCCAGUGUGUACAGACAGAGCACCGAGGCUUCUCUUUGGGCUGAUAGCAAUGACUCAGGAG
This is a messenger RNA of Calidris pugnax (ruff), 1519 nucleotides long. RefSeq names its product vacuolar protein sorting-associated protein 33A-like. Gene Ontology annotation, biological process: vesicle-mediated transport; intracellular protein transport. The record is from RefSeq and is a predicted model, not a curated record. The transcript has 9 exons. The coding region runs from base 1 to 1377 and encodes 458 amino acids. Lineage: Eukaryota; Metazoa; Chordata; Aves; Charadriiformes; Scolopacidae. Gene Ontology annotation, cellular component: CORVET complex; lysosome.